Molecule: messenger RNA, 660 nt
Organism: Fonsecaea monophora
Lineage: Eukaryota; Fungi; Ascomycota; Eurotiomycetes; Chaetothyriales; Herpotrichiellaceae
Exons: 4
Coding region: 1-660 (219 amino acids)
Source: RefSeq, a predicted model, not a curated record
AUGGAAACGCAGAUCUCGACCCUCGACCGCGAGCGGAUGUUUACGGCGUCGAACGACAUGGACCCGACCGAGGCCUACCAGGUGGUGAAAGCGGCCCGAGACGACUUAUUUAUGGCCUGGGUCAGCGCUGCAGCCGCCUACACUGGCGGACGAUGGAUCUCCACGCGCCUUACACCGCGGCGGCGCUGGCCGACACUCCCCAUCGCCGCCACCACGCGUACGAUCGACUGUUUACGGCUAUCACGGCCGGCUAACGCAACCCCAUCAUCACUCUACCCGCGGGUCGACGAGGUGGAAUACGUCCCUCGACUGAACCGGUUCCGUAGCGCUCGUACGGAGGAGUGGAUUAACGAAGUGUCGACGUGGGUGGAACACCUCAGUAGCGGCAUGAUCGUGGAUCCCGAGUCUGGCCUCCUGUACCGCCCGGACGACGACACGUGGUGGGACAAGACGACGCUGGAAGACAUGCGGCGGCGAUGUGGCCUCCCCCUACGCGCGGCCCUCGAGGACGAGGUCGCCUUAGGUAGCGCGGACGACGACACCGACCACACUAACGAUGACAACCCUAACGACCUCGAAGAUGGCGAGAUCCGCGAGCAGGAGGGCGAGAGCGGCGGGACGGCCAUAGACCCCCGCGGGCCGACUAACGCCACGACCUAG